AUGGCUAGGCAAGCAUUCAAUAUUGAGAUUGAUGAUUUCCAUCAGUUCCUGGUCGCUCUGCUAGGAAAAGGAGCAGGCCACCCAAGAGGUCCAAUGUCUUGCCUUAAAGAAGAAGAGUUUUAUUCUCCAGUACUGCAAAUAUAUUGGAGCGGUGGUCAUGAUCUCUCCCGAGCACAAUGGCACUCGGUGAAGACACAGUCGUUGAAUACAGUCCAGCUCCGUGCCACGUCAACAAAGACGUUGGUCUUUCCGGACAAGAUCCCUGAACUCAAGCCUACAUGCCAGUACAUAGAAUUCUCAAACUGUAUGCGAGCUCCCCGACCUCCAUGGCCUGAUGUGUUGUUUGGAGAUCGCGCCAGCAUGACUCCGAAUGGGGGCGUUGCGUUAUGCUGA
This is a messenger RNA of Aspergillus tanneri, 393 nucleotides long. RefSeq lists its product as uncharacterized. The coding region runs from base 1 to 393 and encodes 130 amino acids. Lineage: Eukaryota; Fungi; Ascomycota; Eurotiomycetes; Eurotiales; Aspergillaceae. The record is from RefSeq and is a predicted model, not a curated record. The transcript is spliced from 2 exons.